AGGAGCAGACUACAAGAAUGGCACAUGCUAUGGAAAACUCCUGGACAAUCAGUGAAGAGUACCAUAUUGAUGAAGAAGUGGGCUUCGCUCUGCCAAAUCCACAGGAAAAUCUACCUGAUUUUUAUAAUGACUGGAUGUUCAUUGCUAAACAUCUGCCUGAUCUCAUAGAGUCUGGCCAACUUCGAGAAAGAGUUGAGAAGUUAGACAUGCUCAGCAUUGAUCAUCUCACAGACCACAAGUCACAGCGCCUUGCACAUCUAGUUCUGGGAUGCAUCACCAUGGCAUAUGUGUGGGAUAAAGGUCAUGGAGAUGUCCGUAAGGUCUUGCCAAGAAAUAUUGCUGUUCCUUACUGCCAACUCUCCAAGAAACUGGGCCUGCCUCCUAUUCUGGUUUAUGCAGACUGUGUCUUGGCAAACUGGAAGAAAAAGGAUCCUAAUAAGCCCCUGACUUAUGAGAACAUGGACGUUUUGUUCUCCUUUCGUGAUGGAGACUGCAGUAAAGGAUUCUUCCUGGUUUCUCUAUUGGUGGAAAUAGCAGCUGCUUCUGCUAUCAAAGAAAUUCCUACUGUAUUCAGGGCAAUGCAAUUGCAAGAACGGGACACUCUGCUAAAGGCACUGUUGGAAAUAGCUUCUUGCCUGGAGAAAGCCCGUCAAGUGUUUCAGCAAAUGCACGAUCACGUAAACCCAAAUGCAUUUUACAGUGUUCUUCGCAUAUAUUUGGCUGGCUGGAAAGGCAACCCCCAGCUAUCAGACGGUCUGGUGUAUGAGGGGUUCUGGGAAGGCCCAAAGAAGUUUGCAGGGGGCAGCGCAGCACAAAGCAGCAUCUUUCAGUGCUUUGACGUCCUGCUGGGCAUCCAACAGAAUGCUGGUGGAGGACAUGCUGCUCAGUUCCUCCAGGACAUGAGAACAUAUAUGCCACCAGCUCACAGGAACUUCCUGUACUCAUUAGAGUCAAGUCCCUCAGUCCGUGAGUUUGUCCUUUCAAAAGGUGAUGCUGGCCUGCGGGAAGCUUAUGAUGCCUGUGUGAAAGCUCUGGUCUCCCUGAGGAGCUACCAUCUGCAAAUCGUGACUAAGUACAUCCUGAUUCCUGCAAGCCAGCAGCCAAAGGAAAACAAGACCUCUGAAGACCCUUCAAAACUGGAUGCCAAAGGAACUGGAGGCACUGAUUUAAUGGAAUUCCUAAAGACUGUGAGAAGUACAACCGAGAAAUACCGUUUGAAGGAAGGUUAACGUAACCCAACAAGAGCACAUUUUAUCAUAGCAGAGACAUCUGCAUAUAUUCCUGUCAUUACCCAUUGUAACAGAGCCACAAACUAAUACUAUGCAGUGCUUUGCCAAUAAUGCAAUACAAAAGACCUCAAAAUACCUGUGCAUUUCUUGUAGGAAAACAACA
Macaca mulatta (Rhesus monkey) is the source of this 1392-nucleotide messenger RNA. It is a transcript of the gene IDO1, whose product is annotated as indoleamine 2,3-dioxygenase 1. Gene Ontology annotation, cellular component: cytoplasm. Gene Ontology annotation, biological process: 'de novo' NAD+ biosynthetic process from L-tryptophan. Gene Ontology annotation, molecular function: L-tryptophan 2,3-dioxygenase activity; indoleamine 2,3-dioxygenase activity; metal ion binding. Lineage: Eukaryota; Metazoa; Chordata; Mammalia; Primates; Cercopithecidae. The record is from RefSeq and is marked provisional.